Schistocerca gregaria is the source of this 4246-nucleotide messenger RNA. RefSeq names its product toll-like receptor 2 type-2. Bases 1553 to 4009 code for a protein of 818 amino acids. The transcript is spliced from 7 exons. The record is from RefSeq and is a predicted model, not a curated record. Lineage: Eukaryota; Metazoa; Arthropoda; Insecta; Orthoptera; Acrididae. Gene Ontology annotation, molecular function: protein binding; transmembrane signaling receptor activity. Gene Ontology annotation, biological process: immune response; toll-like receptor signaling pathway; inflammatory response. Gene Ontology annotation, cellular component: membrane.
AACUUUAUCAUGAUUAUGAGACAACUUAUAAAUAAUCACGUCUGCUUAAGGAACUAUGCAUUUUAACAGCUACUUCACAGUACAUUUUUUUCUUUCAUGAAGUUUGUUGUAAAUAGUGCUCUGCAGUUUAAAAGGAGCAAUGAUGUACGUAAUUCCAAUAGCAGAAGAUAAAAAUGACAUUUAUUACUCCACAUUAAGGUUGCCUUUAGCACGAAACGGAUGCACAAUGCUACAAGCAAAAGUACGAAUGCCAGACAGGCAGUAAAGUUAAGUUUGGAAACAAACUGUAGAGGUUUCUCUUUGGCAGUUCUCACAUUGCAUAUUAGAAUUUCUAUUUUUGUAAAGUAUGAAAGGUGGUGGGUACGAUAUCUCAAAUCUGUAAUUACGAAAUAUAUAAUAGAUAAAAAAUUAAAAAUCUUGUAAAUAAUCAAUAUUUAGCAAUUUCACUGAUGUAUGCGUAAUGUGAAUUUAAAAUGACUGGUUCUGCAUCUUUACAAUUAAUCACACUAAUGGUCCACGGACCGUGAAAAUAACUAAUUAACCCAAAAUAUGAACUCGAAAGGCAACCUCAUCUAUAAGACGGUGUUCUUUAGUAGACUGAUACAGUUUACAAAACAGAGAUAUUGGAUAUAUUUUUGGAAACUAUAGUGGCAAUGAGACCAAAAUCUUUGUUAUAAUACAUACAUUUUUCAUUUCAUUCAUAUUCUUCUGAUGGCCUACAGCAAUAACUCUUGCUUGCUUGAUUAUUUUUGUCCAUUACUACACUUUUUAUUUUUUAAUUCCAGUGUGAGCUUAAGCCUACAUAAAACUAGAGUCGUUACUGAACACUGAUUUGAUUCUCAUAUAAUCCAGUUAAGUGUUAAUAAAUUAGUCUUUCUUAUAUUGAUUCAAAUGUUUAUACAUAACUAUGCAGUACCUUUGUUCACGCAACCAGCUGCCUCAAUGCGAAGCUACGGCAGUGUAUGAAAUGUAAACUGGGGCACUAGAAAUACGCACCGUAGUAGAAAAUCAGUUAACAUAUUUGUCCAGCAAAAAGAGGAGCUAGAACUGAAAUCCGACACUUCGUCUGUCGUGAAAGGAAGACGGCUGCAGUGGCCCAAGCUGACUAACGAAAGUCUUUUUAAAACACUUAGUCCAUAAAACGAACACAAAAUUCCUUCGAAGUAAUUGCUUCACUACACUGACGAAUAUACGUGACUCCGGGAAACAGGAUAAAUACUGGUAGGGAUAACACUGCCGUUUUGUUUGGCGUAGCUUGCUAGUUUCUAUCGAACAUCACAGUGAUACGGGCAGCAGAACCUGUCCUUAGAAGCCGCACGGAAAUCCCGCGAAGCGCACGCACGUACGUCAGCUCCUGGAAAGUUGCUACAGCGACUUGGCAGUGCUGCCAACAGCGGCGACACGGAGGCUCAGCAGGUCAGUUCCUACGCGCCAGAGCCGCACUUCCUGCCGCAUCUAGUGCUGCGAUCGUGCGUCGUUGCUUUCAGUGCGGGCGCCGUGGCCUCCAGCGGAGGAAUUAGUGCGCACCUAUGUGGAGAUCUCUCGCCGAGUGAUGCUGCCAGGAGACACCCGGAAGCUCCCCAGCAGUGCCUACAGAUGCGUGGCAGCGGCAUCGCUGCUGCUGCUGCUGGGGGCCGCGGAGGCGACGCCGCAGGUGGACGGCACUGCCCACGCCGCUCUCAGAGGCGGCGGCAGUAGCUGCCCCUCCGAGUACCUGGAAGACGCCGACCUCCAGUGCCCAGAGAUGACCAGCGAGGGCCAGCUCCGCUGCUACCUCCUCUACCGAGCGCUCGACUACAAGCCCUUCGCAUCCUACGGUUUCGCUGUGCUCGUCAACAUGACUCUCUCCGAAAUUCCAGAUACCAGUUUCGCAGAAAGCAGCAUCGGCGGCGAGCGGGACGUGUGCUGGUCGCUAUCAGCCAUCGAGGUGAGCAAAGUGGAGAACAACUCCGCCGUUGACUGGAGUCGACAGAGACCGCACCUCGACAGCUUCGGUGUCUACCUGCUGUACCCUGUGAAGGAGUUCCGCGCCUCCGCAACCUACCCGCUAACGACGUCAGCCGUGGCGACGACCGUCAAUGCCACAUGCUGGUACCAGCAAAGGAGCACAGGUUGUAUUGAAUCAGCCCAUAUUUCUCAGAAGAUUUUGCUGCCGGAUUACAAAGAAGCACAUAGUGAUGGGCCGUACAGCAAAAAGUAUUGGGAUAAUUUCAGAGAAAUUCAUCUCAAGAAACUGAAAGCAGAAAACAUCACAUUACAUGUAGAGGUUCAGAAGGGCCUCUUUUUGGACACACCACACUAUCUUCAACCACUUAUUACAAAUACAACAUUUAAAAGAUUAGUUUUAAUAAAUACAAACUUAACCAACUUUGCAAUGAGUGAACAGCAGAAGAUGGAAGAAUUAAAAUUAGUGGGCUCAGAACUUAGCACUGAUGAAGCAGAAAAAAUUAUUUUCUCCGCUCAGAACCUGGUAUCACUGAGCCUGGAAAACAAUAGCUUGACAGCUAUACCACAAGGAGUGAAGCGAAUUCAAAAUUUGGUGACCCUUGAUCUGUCACACAAUGCAAUUAAUAUUUCAUAUUACACUACAGUACUUUCCUCAAUGAGAAAUCUUAAAUGGUUAAAUCUAGCUGCUAAUCCCUUAGGAGAUUUGUCUGCUUUCAUAGGGCAUCUUAGCAGUGAGGUACAGCUACACUUUCUUAAUGUCAGUGAUUGCUCACUUUAUGAGCUGGAGCCUACAGACAACAAAAGUCCAUUAAGACAUCAGAAAGAACUUCAGUUCUUAGAUUUGUCAUAUAAUGGUCUGUAUACCUUGCCCAGUGAUAUUUUUGUAGAAAUGUCUCACUUGGAAACUGUGCGACUGUCCCACAAUAAUUUAAACAAACAUCUUAGACUACAUCUCCCAGAUGGUAUUAGAGUUUUAGAUUUGUCUUACAACAAUUUUGAUAGUCCUGAAGGUAUUGUGGAGACUGGAUCAGCAGAAUUUGUGGUCCUAAAAGGAAAUGAUAUUUACCCUUGGAAUAAUUCGAAUAUAUUUUUGUUAAAUGAUAAUCCUAACAGUGUAUGGCUAUCAAGACUUGAUAUUUCAGACUGUAAGAUCAAUGCUAUAACUGAGGAAAUGCAAAAAUCAUUUGAAUACCUUCAGGAACUUGACUUGGGAGGGAAUCCAUUUGACUGCUCUGACUGUUCAGUGCCAGAUUUCAGAGGUUGGCUCCUGUCAAUCAAUGAAACAAAAUACCACCCUAAUUUAUUAAAUCAUGGAAAACACGACGGCUUAACUUGUGUCCAUCCUGAAAAUCUUGCAAAAAGGCUUAUUGUUUCUGUCAAUGACUUUUCACAUUGUGAGCCAAAUUAUAUAAUUUUAAUUGGUGUUCCAUUGCUCACAGUUAUUGCUUUAGGAGCUUUCUCAAUAUUUGUUUUGCAUUUUUACCGAUAUGAAAUAACAUACAUACUACAUCUUGUGAAGAUAAGAAAGUUGAGACUGGCCAAUGCAGCAAUGACAAGAAAUUUCCAGUAUGACGCAUUUGUCAGCUACAGUGGAAAGGACAGAAACUGGGUUAUCAAAAAGUUAGUGCCUCAACUAGAGAAUGGACCAGAAAAAUAUAUGUUAUGUCUUCAUGAAAGAGACUUCAUACUAGGUUCAGUGAUUUCAAGAAAUAUAGCAAGCUUUAUGCAACAGAGCAAGAACACAAUCAUAAUCCUUACAACUAAUUUUGUAAAUAGCCAAUGGUGCCAAUGGGAACUUGAAAUGGCCAACCAUAAAGUGUUUGCUGAGGACCGUGAAUUCUUGAUUUUCAUUGAACUAGAGCGGCUUGAACGACAGAAGUUGCCAAGACACCUACGUUACCUAAUGGAUACUCGAACUUACUUAGAAUGGCCAGUUCCUGAAGACAUGAGUAGUGAAACAGAAAGUAAUCUGUGGAAGAGACUUCGAAAAUCUUUGGGUCCAAGUAUUACUCAGAUUAAAGCUGGACACAACCUGCACCAUGAUGCAGAAUCAAUUUCCUGAUUAAGAAGAACAUGUGUAAUGCUUGAAAAUGAUUAUGUUCCUCUCAAUUUUACAAAGUGUAUAGCUUUUUUCUUUGUACAAAACUUUCAGUUUUUUCUACUCUUUAGUCUACAUGCAACAUUUGCUUUUAAGAUCUAAUUGUUGUGAGAUAAAAUGAUAAUGGAUUACUAUGUAAUAUGAAAAUGUUCUUUGUAAGAACUUGCCCUCAUAAUAAGAUCAUAAUGUCCAGAAAACACA